This is a messenger RNA of Naegleria fowleri, 2211 nucleotides long. RefSeq lists its product as uncharacterized. Lineage: Eukaryota; Heterolobosea; Eutetramitea; Acrasida; Naegleriidae. The transcript is spliced from 3 exons. Gene Ontology annotation, molecular function: 7S RNA binding; protein binding; ribosome binding. Bases 1 to 2211 code for a protein of 736 amino acids. Gene Ontology annotation, cellular component: signal recognition particle, endoplasmic reticulum targeting. The record is from RefSeq and is a predicted model, not a curated record. Gene Ontology annotation, biological process: SRP-dependent cotranslational protein targeting to membrane.
AUGGCACCACCACCUUCAUCCUCUCAUCAUGCAAAGACUCUUCUCUCACUCUAUCAACAAUUAAGACAAGCCAUUGAUGAAGAAGAUGAAGAGGUUAUUCAUUCGACUCUUGAAAAGUUACUCUCCGAUAAGAAUCAAUCCUCCUCCUCCUCCAACAAUGAAUUAAAACAAUGUAAAACCAUUAAUCUCAUUCAAAGAGGAGAAUUUCAAAAAGCAUUAGACUCUAUUGGUAAUAAUAAUUUAUCUUUGAAAACCUCUCUUCAAAAGAUUUAUUGUUUGUAUCGUUUGAAUCGAAGUGAAGAGGCUUUGAAAGAAAUUUCAAAUUUAGAACAAUCCAACAACAAGAACCACCUUUCUGAUCAUACUUUAUUGUUACAUUUGAAGGCUCAAAUUUACUAUCGAAUGGGAUGUUACAAUGAAUCUUCACAAAUCUAUGAAUCCAUUCUUCAAAAAGAAUAUCCCAAUGCUUCUUCGAAUCAUACCAUUGACAAUGAUGAAUUACUCACCAAUAUGAGUGCCUCUUUCACCAUGAAUGGUAAUUACCAACGAGGUAUUUCAAUUACCAAACAAUCCGAUCACAAUACUCAUGAAUUGGCUUACAAUGCAGCAUGUGCAUCGAUUGGAUUAAAAGAUUAUGAACAAGCAGCCAAGUAUUUGGAAUUUUCAAAGAAAUUAUGUAAAGAUGAUCCAAAUGAAUUAACAUCCAUUAUGGUUCAAUUAGCAUUUGUGAGAUAUUUGAAUGGACAAGUAGAAGAAUCUAAAAAUAUGUUUGAACAUGUUUUUAAUCAUUCAUCCAAAGAUAGUGUAGCAUGUGCUGUUGCAGCAAAUAAUUUAGUUGCUAUUCAAUCCAAUCCAUCAUUGAAUCCAUCACUUACAUCUAAUGAUGUUUUAGAUGCUCAAAAGAAAUUGAAAUAUGCCUAUCAAGAUAAAUUACAAGGAAAGUUAACAACUCAACAAAUUAAGGGUGUGACUUUGAACAAUGCUCUCUUAUUACUUCAAAUGAACAAGUAUGAAGAAUGUGAGAGAGUUGUACAAACAGAAUUGAAAAAGUUAUAUCAAGAAGAAUUCAUUCCAACAUUGAUUCUUUCUUACAUUUACUUGAAACAAAAGAAAUUUAAAGAAUCAAUUCAAGUAUUAGAAGAAUAUUUAAAACAAUCCACCACAUUUGUGGACAAAUCCAGUUUGGAUGGUGGUAUUGCACAAUUAGCUCUUGCUCAAUAUUAUUUACAACAAGGAACACCUGAAUUCUACAAGGAAUGUAUUCAAGUAUUGAAUCAAUCUAAAUUUAGAAAUCAGAAAGGAGUGGAAAGUUUAUUAAUUGCUCUCUAUAUGAAACUUGAAGAUAUGGAUUCUGCUUUGGAUCUUUUCCAGAAAUCAUUUUUGAAAUAUUCCAGUGGUGGUGAUGGUGGUGGUGAUGAUGAGAGUAGUAGUAGUAGUGGGACUACUACCUCCUCUAGUAACAACACCAUCAGCACUACCCAAACCACUUGGAUGGUUGAGAUGGCUACUGAAUUGGCUCGAUUACAAAUGGCACACAAGAAAUACAAGGAAGCAGCCUCUACCUAUGAAAUGCUUACUAAAAUGGAACCAAACCAUAUUCAACAUUUAGCAGGUCUUAUUGAUGCCAUGUCCUAUUAUGACAUUGAUGCUGCUGAGAAAUUUGCCAAGAAUUUACCACACAUCACCACCACUAGUGGUGAAUCAUCAUUGAAUAUAGAAGCAUUGGAAAAGACAAGUGCAGUGAGCAUGUUCACAUCAUCAUCUGCCAACAACAAGACGAGUGAUCAUUCAGUCAUGAUUCCAUCCAUUUCAUCAUCCAACCAACAACAUGGCACUAGUUCUGACGCUACUACCAAUACUACUUCAAAAAGACAAUCCAAUGCUCUUCAAAGAGCAGAUGAAAAGAAGAAACAACAACGAAAAAAGAGAAGAAACAAAUUACCAAUUGGAAUUGCACAUCAUGAUACUCUAUCGAAAGAAUUUAAAUCGAGAUGGGAAUCUAAAAAGAAACAAGUGGUCAAAACUGGAACUGGAUUUGGUCAUCAAGGAUCAUCCGAUGUAGAGGCUCAGAAAGCAAUUUCACACAAGAAGGGACAAAAGACUCUACUCACACCUGAACAAGCUUUGGGAUUGAAGAGUAGUGGUGGUGCUGGUGGUGCUGGUGGUGCUGGUGGUACUAGUGCUGGAAAGAAAAAGUCAAAGAAAAAGUAA